This is a messenger RNA of Cynoglossus semilaevis (tongue sole), 3507 nucleotides long. RefSeq names its product NHERF family PDZ scaffold protein 2 (gene nherf2). Gene Ontology annotation, biological process: protein localization to plasma membrane. The transcript has 6 exons. NCBI's taxonomy places the organism in Eukaryota, Metazoa, Chordata, Actinopteri, Pleuronectiformes, Cynoglossidae. Gene Ontology annotation, cellular component: apical plasma membrane. Gene Ontology annotation, molecular function: protein-membrane adaptor activity; signaling receptor binding. The coding region runs from base 402 to 1655 and encodes 417 amino acids. The record is from RefSeq and is a predicted model, not a curated record.
UUCACUAGUGUCUGCCCAGCGUUUGGUUAUCGGUCUGGAGGGUGUUGACGUCUUUCACUGUCACCAUAAGAUGGACGGAACAAUUGCAGUCUGAUGAAAAGGCAUCAUUUCGCCAAUUAACGGAAUUAGGUGUGCGUCCGUGAUUUUUCCGGAUUUACGCAAACUUUAAUCUAUUAGAGAUGUAUUCUAAUUGUUGUGGUCGCUGCUGAGGUUUCUGGUAUUGCUAUUAUUCUAUACUGUUAUUGGACUUUUAUCUUGUUUAAAUAUGAAGUUGGUUUUGGUCCCGAAGCGCGCAACAGCUCGUUGGAUUACGUGUCCAAGACUUUCUCAAACUCUUGGAUAAUCGUCAUCUUAUUUUCUCCACACACCUUAACCUAGUUUCUCCAUAUUGUCGUCCUGUAAUGGAGAGUUGGCUUCGACCCAGACUCUGUUUUGUGACCAAAGGACCGAGCGGGUAUGGAUUCCACUUGCACGGUGAGCGGAAUAAAGGCGGGCAGUUUAUUCGCAAAGUCGAGCCGGGUUCUCCAGCUGACCUGGCCGGACUGAAACCUGGAGAUCGGGUGGUAGAGGUCAAUGGGGAAAAUGUGGAAAACGAAAGUCAUUGUCAAGUGGUGGAACGAAUCUCUGAAGUACCUCAUCGCACAAGGCUGCUGGUGGUGGACAGAGACACAGAAAAAUACCUGAAAAGCUGUGGUCUGGCAUGUACAGAGGACCUAGCUGUUGAGAUGGGAACGCUUUCUCCACGGAUCUCACUCCCAUACAGCCCCACACCUUCUCCAAUACAAAGAGAGACGCCCUCUCUGUCACCUACAUUCAAGUACGCACACUUAUUUCACCCUUCUGCUGGAGACUCGCUCACACGGGAAAUCACACGAGACAAGGUCAAAAGAGCCUCCCUGACAUCAAGUACGGCCACUGACAUAGAGCUGCAGUUGGACAACACGUCACAGUCAGUGUCUACGCUCCUUCCCCGACUGUGCCAUCUGGUGAGGGGCAAGCAUGGCUUUGGCUUUAACCUGCACAGUAAUAAGACAAAGCCUGGACAGUUUAUACGAUCUGUUGACCCACAUUCAGCAGCAGAGAGAGCAGACAUCAGACCUGGAGACAAACUGGUGGAGGUGAAUGGAGUGAACGUGGAGGGCCUGAGGCACUCUGAGGUGGUGGCGCUGAUUAAAACAGGAGGAGAGGAAAUCCAGCUCCUCAUGGUUGACCAGGAAACAGACGAGCUCUUUCGCAGACUAGGAAUCACCCCUACCAGCCACCACAUCAACGAGGUCUUUGUGGACAGACCAGCUUCAGAACACAUGCUGAACACUCCUCCUGUCGAGCUCUCUGCCACAGACACACCAGUCAUAAAUAUGACAUUUACAGACACCACAAACAAAGAAGGAUUCGCGCAGUGCCGUGCGUAUAGGAGCUCAGAAUCCUAUUCCUCCAGGAGUUCCACUUCACAGUCAGACGUCAACAGCUCAGAAAUUAGUUUUCAGGUUCCUGAUGAGGAUGACGGGUGUGUUUCAGAUCCUUUCGUAGACAAUUGCUUGCGUCUAAGUCCAACAGCAGCUGAAGCUAAGCAAAACUUUUUUGCGGGGCGUAACAAGAAGACAGCACCAAAGAUGGACUGGAGCACAAAAAAAGAGAUUUUCAGCAAUUUCUGAACUAAGUAAAAUUAGAAAAGGUGGAAUUUGAGAAUAUGGAAUGAUUUAAUCACUCCUCAUUACAGGGCUGAGGAAACCAGAGAUUCAUUCCAAAUAGUUUGAUGACUCCUUUGUGACUCACAGUGGCGUUUACAGAGAAAACGUGUUUCAAACAGAGACUGUUACAGCGUGUGACUAAGUAGGUAAAACACUUCAUGUGAUGAACCGUUCGAUUGCCAACAGGGCUAAACCCACUGUUGAUCUUCUAAAUACACUUGUGUAACACCACAACUAGUGGAGUAUCUAUGGAGUUUGUGGAUAAAAGACCUUGUCAUGUAUAGUUCACAUAUUGUAGUGUUCAGCUGUUUGGUCCAAAUAUUUUUCUGUCAGUUAUCAUUGUCCUUUAUCCUGCUAAGAGUAGCAGCUUUAAACAAAGGACAAUGUCUUCAGGAAGAGAUCAUGUGUGGGUGCGUCAUAAGAACAACAACACCCUACAAAAAGAAAAGGGAUCGUAUACCAGGAGAUCACGAAACACCGUUUAACCCAGAGCCUGUUAUCACGAUUUUGUGUGAUUUUGGGCCACGUUUUCAGACAAGCUUUAUUGAAACGUCUGCAGAGUUGAUUUUAUUUCAGUGAAAUUGUAUUUCACUUGUAUUUCAGGUUUACUGUCUUCACUUUAAAAUACCUAUUUUGUAUAAAUAUGACGGGGCCGAGGCUACGUGCAUGUUAUACACCAGUGUGUCUUAAUUUUAGACUUAUUGUUGACUUAAUGAUAAAGUUAAAGAGCUUUUCUUUUAGGUUACAUGGGAUCAUUUUCUAAUAAACACACUUAAUCAUUCCUACUAAUUAUAAAGUUAAAUAAAGAAGUCUUAUCGUCUCUCCGAUGGUGCACUUCAUUUGUUAUAAAAAUGAUUUAAUGCUGAAUAUGCUGACCUGGACCUUAGGUGAAGGGUUUUUUAAGGGGGUGUCUGACAAUGACAAGAAUUUAAUUUGACAUUUUUAGGUCACAACACCUGGGCAAAACCCAUCACAAAUAACAAUUCUUACAAAUAUUACAUAUUUAUGCUAAUAACAGCUGAGAAUAACGGUUGGCUGAUAUUGUUGGAGUUCCAUAUUUUUUUCAUAUUCAUAUUCUUCUAUUUUUUUAAAUAACUUUAAUCUUCCUUAAACAGUCUUUAAUUUGGGCACCCACAUAUCGACACAUAAGGUAUUCUACACCUGGACCAAGUUUUGUCCAACAUACAAAAUGUACACACGGGUAGUUAAGUAAGACAACCAGGUCUGCUAUCUCAUGUCUAAUACUAAUACUGCAACCCAUAACGUCUGCCCACAUCAAUACUGCUGGAUGGAUACCCAUCACAUGUACUUUGAAUGGAUGUACUUUACCUACUACUUUUGAAGAGAAUCAGCAGCACUAUUGAAAACAGGAAACAUGAAGAGAAAUGAUCAGCCAUGGAGCUGCCAAAAAAAAAAAAAAACGUUAAAAAAUUAAACCUAAUAUGCUUAUAGAUUUUAUAAACAAAUCAAAAUCUAUGUCAUAUUGCAGGCUCAAAAAGAUUUUAUUUCCAUUUCCAUCUUUAGAAAAAGGGAUCACAAAAAGCAAAAUAAUCCAUUAAAAAACACACAAUGUACCAAAGUCUUUAAAUGUACAUAUCACACGCUCUUUAUAAUAUAUUUAGUUUCUUUCUUUGUUCCCAUUAUUUUGUACCUAAUUAAGAAGAGAUUUUCUUUAUUGGAAGAUUGUAUGUAUUAAUCUGUUACUGAAGGAACCACUACAGCAAUAUUAAAAUAACUCCAUUAGUGAAACUAAAAAAACAGUUUCCCAGAUAAAAAACACAAUAAUUAAAAACAUGAAAGAGCAAAAAAAAAAAAA